Messenger RNA from Penicillium angulare, 2112 nucleotides. It is a transcript of the gene hdaA, whose product is annotated as histone deacetylase hdaA. The transcript is spliced from 14 exons. The record is from RefSeq and is a predicted model, not a curated record. Gene Ontology annotation, biological process: chromatin organization. Gene Ontology annotation, cellular component: histone deacetylase complex. Gene Ontology annotation, molecular function: histone deacetylase activity. Bases 1 to 2112 code for a protein of 703 amino acids. Lineage: Eukaryota; Fungi; Ascomycota; Eurotiomycetes; Eurotiales; Aspergillaceae.
AUGGGUUCAACGAUGGCUCGCAUGGCUCCUCCUGAUCGCACGAUCAAGAUGAGCGACUCAGAAAGCAACUCUGCAGAUGCUUCCCUGACUCGAAAGGAUAGUCUGCAAGAACCCAACUCUGACUGGUCCGACGAUGAGGCUUCGCGUAAACCAGGUCUCCCACUUGAAUCCCUAGGAACGGGCCUUUGUUAUGAUGUGCGGAUGCGUUAUCACUGUGAGGUGCGCCCCACUUCGGAGGUACAUCCGGAAGAUCCAAGACGAAUCUACUACAUUUUCAAAGAACUUUGUCAGGCUGGUCUUGUCGAUGAUCCAGAGUCAACUCGACCCUUGGCGCCUAAGACGCUGGUGCGGAUCCCAGCUCGCCCAGCCACCGAAGAAGAAAUCAUCAAAGUCCACACAGGCGCCCACUAUGCGUUUGUUCAGAGCACGAAAGAAAUGUCUGACGAUGCACUCGUGACCUUGGAGCAUAACCGAGAUUCAAUUUAUUUCAACCGCCUCACUUUCGAUUCUGCUCUUUUAUCAGCUGGUGGUGCGAUCGAUACCUGCUUGGCUGUCGCUCAGCGUAAAGUGAAGAAUGCAAUCGCUGUUAUUCGUCCACCAGGCCACCAUGCUGAAAACAAUACGGCAAUGGGCUUUUGUUUGUUCAAUAAUGUCUCGGUCGCAGCGCGCGUAUGCCAACAGACACUGGGCGAUGAAGCUCGUAAAAUUUUGAUUCUUGACUGGGAUGUUCAUCAUGGAAACGGAAUACAAAAGGCAUUCUAUAAUGAUCCAAAUAUUCUUUACAUCUCCAUACAUGUCCAUCAAGACGGCAGAUUUUAUCCUGGCGGUGAGGAAGGAGAUUGGCAUCAUUGUGGUGAGGGUGCAGGAAUCGGAAAAAACGUCAAUAUUCCAUGGCCUGAUCAGGGAAUGGGCGAUGGCGAUUACAUGUACGCUUUCCAACAAGUCGUGAUGCCCAUUGCCAGCGAAUUCAACCCGGAUCUAGUGCUCAUUGCGGCUGGCUUUGAUGCCGCCGCGGGUGAUGUGCUUGGUGGUUGUUUUGUGACACCAGCAUGCUAUGCUCAAAUGACCCAUAUGCUUAUGACCCUCGCCAAUGGCAAGGUCGCGGUUUGUCUGGAGGGAGGAUACAAUUUCCGAUCUAUCUCCAGAUCUGCUCUAUCUGUGACCAAGACGUUAAUGGGUGAGCCACCAGACCGCCUACUCAUCACCACCCCUUCAGAUAUUGCGAUCAACACGGUCCGUCGUGUAAUGGGAAUUCAAGGGGAACACUGGCGUUGCAUGUACCCCAAGCCGCCCAAGCAUCCAGUCUGGUCGGAUCGACUCCACGGUAUGCCCAUAUCGCCAAACUUUUACGAUUCUAUAACGCUCACGAAUAUGGAAGAUGUCCUCCGCGAAGUCCAAAGUAAGCAGCUAUACGAGAGCUUCAAGUUCACGCCGCUUCCAAACUACAAUAAGCACGUUCCGCUUGUUAUUGUAUUCCACGAUGCCCCGGAGAUCGUGGGACAGCCCCACCCCGUCACUAAUAAACUCGAUGCUCAUAACUGCUGGCUAGCUGAUCCCCAAAAGGAGUACAUCGCAUGGUUUAUGGAAAAGGGCUUUGCGGUCAUCGACAUCAACGUUCCCAAACAUAUCACUCCAAACGAGCCCAGUAAAAGAUUUGAAGAUGAUCCCGCCCCCGCCCACGUAACAGAAGAAUUGAUUGCUUAUCUAUGGGACAAUUACAUUUCCGAGAUUUUCUUCCUGGGAAUCGGCAGUGCUUUUCAGGGUGUUGCCAACUUCAUAUGUCAAAGAGGAGACACUCUCCAUGAGCGCAUCAAGGGAUGUAUCUCAUUUGUAGCUGACAAUCCUGUCCGCGCUAUUGCAUCACACGGUUACCCUUGGCUGGCCAGAUGGUACCAUAAUAACUCAUUAGUCUUCGUUUCUCACGUCCAUGGAGUCUGGGAUCGCAAGCGAUCACUUCGGUAUGGAUUUAUGAGAAAAUCCGAGAAAACAGAACUCAGCGAGAUGCUCUCCGAGCACAUGGAUGAAGUUUUCGAAUGGAUAUCCGAUCGUAUUGCGGUACCGAGUGAUGAAGAAGAGGAAGAGGAUGAGGAUAGCUCCCAGAUGAAAGAGUAA